This is a messenger RNA of Gossypium raimondii (Peruvian cotton), 1743 nucleotides long. Its product is annotated as probable glucuronosyltransferase GUT1. Lineage: Eukaryota; Viridiplantae; Streptophyta; Magnoliopsida; Malvales; Malvaceae. Gene Ontology annotation, molecular function: glycosyltransferase activity. The record is from RefSeq and is a predicted model, not a curated record. The transcript has 8 exons. The coding region runs from base 120 to 1484 and encodes 454 amino acids.
AAGGGUUUAAGCUCUAGCUCAGGAAAAUCCAUUUGAUGCUCCACUCGACUGUUUGAGUCUGUGGGAUUCCACUGUUUCUGAAUCCAGAUAAUCGACGGAAAAAACUGUAAACAAAGCAAAUGAGUCCCAAGCCUCGAAUCUUCUCAGCGCAUUCCCACACCGCUCCUUUAUGCACUCGCACUCACCAGAUCGCCGCUCUCAUCCUCGUAACCGCCACUUUCUUCUUCACUCGUCUCUUCGACCAAUCCUUCCCUCCGUCUCCCUGCUACCUCGAUCGCCACCUCAAUCUUCACGUCGCCAAAACCAAUGACGCCGGCCACCUAUUGUGGCCCGACCGAGGGUACGGCUCCCACCUCUCUCUCAAGAUCUAUGUCUACGACGAGAACGAGAUCGACGGCUUAAAAGACCUUUUGUACGGUAGAGACGGCUCCAUUUCCUCCAAUGCCUGUCUCAAAGGCCAGUGGGGUUCUCAGGUUAAAAUCCACAGGUUAUUGCUUGAAUCUCGAUUUCGAACCAGAAAGAAAGAGGAAGCUGAUUUAUUCUUUGUACCAGCUUAUGUUAAAUGUGUUCGGAUGUUGGGUGGCCUUAAUGACAAAGAAAUCAAUCAAACUUAUGUCAAGGUUUUAAGCCAAAUGCCGUAUUUCAGGAGGUCAGGAGGGCGUGACCAUAUAUUUGUUUUCCCAAGUGGUGCUGGAGCUCACUUGUUUAGAUCUUGGGCAACCUAUAUAAAUCGAUCUAUAAUUCUCACUCCUGAGGGAGACCGUACAGAUAAGAAAGACACUAGUGCUUUUAAUACAUGGAAAGAUAUCAUCAUUCCUGGAAAUGUUGAUGAUGGGAUGAUGAAAACAGGGGCUACUGUUUUCCAGCCGUUGCCUCUAUCUAAGAGAAAGUAUUUGGCAAACUAUUUAGGCCGGGCGCAAAAAAAGGUUGGUCGUCUUAAGCUGAUUGAGCUUGCAAAGCAAUAUCCAGAUAAGUUGGAAUGUCCAGAGUUACAGUUCAGUGGUCCUAACAAAUUGGGAAGAGUGGAAUAUUUUCAGCACCUGGGCAAUUCCAAAUUUUGCCUCGCACCACGUGGAGAGUCAUCUUGGACCCUCCGUUUUUAUGAGUCGUUUUUUGUGGAAUGUGUUCCAGUCAUCUUAUCAGAUCAAGUAGAAUUACCUUUUCAAAAUGUAAUUGACUACACAGAGAUAUCAAUCAAAUGGCCAUCCACAUCAAUAGGGCCUGAGCUUCUGGAUUACCUGGCUUCGAUACCAGAUGAGGUCAUAGAGCAGAUAAUAGGUCGUGGCAGGCAAGUAAGAUGUUUGUGGGUUUAUGCUCCAGACUCGGAGCCAUGUUCUACAAUGCGAGCGCUAAUGUGGGAGCUUCAGAGGAAAGUGAGGCAAUUUCACCAAUCAGCUGAAACAUUUUGGCUGCAUAAUGGAUCCGUAGUGAACAGGAAUCUUGUUGAAUUUGCAAAGUGGAAACCUCCUAUGCCUCUGCCUUGAAAACUGGCUGCCUGGUUCUGGUUGGCACAGCGCUCCUUUUUGCUUCAAAUUUAACACUUGCUGUCACAAUCCUGAAAGGCUGUUGGGAUUCACUAUUUCUUCUAUAGGUUGUAGAGCAAUUCAUUUUUCACCUUAUUGUUGGCAACUUUAAAACAAAGUAUUGCAAUUCUAGAUGUUGUAAAAAUGUCACGAAAUUAUUUUGUACAUUAUACAGUGAUGAAAGUUGAUAAUGAUGAUUUAGCUGAUUGUUACAAUUUAA